Molecule: messenger RNA, 2401 nt
Organism: Vigna angularis (adzuki bean)
Lineage: Eukaryota; Viridiplantae; Streptophyta; Magnoliopsida; Fabales; Fabaceae
Product: putative pentatricopeptide repeat-containing protein At5g52630
Exons: 2
Coding region: 1-1752 (583 amino acids)
Biological process (GO): RNA modification
Molecular function (GO): RNA binding; zinc ion binding; protein binding
Source: RefSeq, a predicted model, not a curated record
AUGCUCCCUCCGCAGAGUGACUGCAGAGACAUUUGCAAGGUGCUGGUGUGUCUAACACAUUCAAGGUUACUCCCCAAGGGUCUUCAACUCCAUGCAUACGUCAUCAAAUUAGGGUUUGAAACUCUUCCAUUGGUUUGCCAUCAUUUGAUCAACUUCUACUCCAAAACUAACCUUCCUCACUCCUCGCACAAACUCUUCGAUUCCUUUCCCCAGAAGUCCGCCACCACAUGGAGCUCCGUCAUCUCCGCCUUUGCCCAGAACGACCUCCCCCACCUCGCCCUCCGCUUCUUCCGUCGCAUGCUCCGCCACGGCCUCCUUCCCGACGACCACACCCUACCCACCGCCACAAAGUCCUGCGCCGCCCUCUCGUCCCUCCCCACCGCCCACUCCCUCCAUGCGCUCGCCCUAAAAAGUGCCAACCACUUCGACGUGUUCGUUGGAAGCUCCCUCGUCGAUAUGUACGCUAAAUGCGGCGAAAUAAACAACGCGCGCAAGGUGUUCGACGAAAUGCCUCAUAAAAACGUUGUCUCCUGGAGCGGCCUGAUAUAUGGAUACUCCCAAUUGGGUCUCGAUGAGGAGGCUUUGAACCUCUUUAAAUGUGCUUUGCAGCAGGAUUAUGAUAUUCGAGUUAAUGAUUUUACAUUGUCUAGUGUUUUGAGGGUUUGUAGUGCUUCCACUUUGUUUGAGUUGGGCAAGCAAGUGCAUGGAUUGUGCUUUAAGACGAGUUUUGACUCGUCCUGCUUUGUGGCUAGUUCAUUGAUCUCGUUGUACUCCAAGUGUGGAGUUGUGGAAGGGGGUUACAAAGUUUUUGAGGAGGUGAAGGUUAGGAACCUUGGCAUGUGGAAUGCGAUGUUGAUUGCGUGUGCUCAGCAUGCUCACACGGGGAAAACGUUUGAGCUGUUUGAAGAGAUGGGGAGUGUCGGGGUGAAGCCGAAUUUCAUCACGUUCUUGUGUCUGCUUUAUGCGUGCAGCCAUGCGGGGUUGGUGGAGAGGGGGAAGCAUUACUUUGGGUUGAUGAAGGAGCAUGGGAUUGAACCCGGAUCGCAGCAUUAUGCAACCAUGGUCGAUUUGCUUGGUCGUGCUGGGAAGUUGGAUGAAGCGUUUCGGGUGAUUGAGGGCAUGCCUAUGGAGCCAACGGAAUCUGUUUGGGGGGCUUUGUUGACUGGGUGCAGGAUUCAUGGGAACACUGAAUGGGCUUCAUUUGUGGCUGAUAGGAUUUUUGAGAUGGGUGCUGUAAGUUCUGGGAUUAAUGUCUUGCUUUCUAAUGCUUAUGCUGCUGCUGGGAGAUGGGAGGAGGCGGCGAGAGCGAGAAAAAUGCUGAGGGAUCAGGGAAUAAAGAAAGAAACUGGUUUGAGUUGGGUGGAGGAGGGUAACAGGGUUCAUACAUUUGCUGCUGGGGAUAGGUCUCAUGGGAAGACCAAGGAAAUUUAUGAGAAGUUGGAGGAGCUGGGAGAGAAAAUUGCGAAAGCUGGGUAUGUUGCAGACACGUCUUUCGUGUUAAAAGAAGUGGACGGAGAUGAGAAGAGUCAAACUAUAAGGUAUCAUAGUGAAAGGUUGGCCAUAGCGUUUGGACUUAUUACUUUUCCUCAGGAGCGACCUAUCAGAGUGAUGAAGAACUUGCGUGUUUGUGGUGAUUGCCACACUGCCAUCAAGUUUAUUAGCAAAUGUACCGGAAGGGUAAUCAUUGUGAGGGAUAAUAACCGGUUCCAUCGAUUUGAGGAGGGAAAAUGUACAUGCGGAGAUUAUUGGUGAUGAUGGCAAGGUGAUAAAUAACAUGAGAGUCACUGAACAAAUCAAAUUAUUUUCAGUGGCAGAGGAGGAACAGAGUAGCAUCAACUCUCAACUUGUCUUUUGCUAUCUCGCCGCGUAUAGAUCGUGAUGUUCCAGGGUAUGACAACCUUCAAAUAUAAAGACAUAGAUAAGAUGCGUGAAUGUGAGAAGUAGCAGUUUUGAUGGCGCUUCUGAUUACUCAGUUGACUUCUCCAUACCAUUUUGAUUGAGGUUGGAACAUCAAUGACAUGCCAGCCAAGUCGCAAGUUUAAAUUGUCAUGGCCGGCAAGUUUUUGUGAUGCUCCUCUGCCAAAUUUGACGUCUGUCGAUAUCUGUGAUCUGAGUUUUUUUCUUGCGCUUAAUGCUUUGGCCUGAGAUAUAGACUGGUUAUAUAGUUAUGAUAUAUGGAUUUUAGUUUCAGCAUACUGUGUGUUGUGUGUUCAUCUAAAGUGUAAGGCAUAGCUAUGUUUAGCUGCUCUAAUAACGAUUAUGUAACGGAUCUGACAUCUGACAUCUCCUUGUAUGUAUAUUCUUGGCGGAGCUUCAUGGUUAAUUAAGGGAGUUUUGACUCCUUUAAAUUUUUUUACAUAAAUUAGUAUAUAAAUAAAAGUAUUUUUUUAAUUUUACUAAA